GUCGGGUCCCGGCGCUGGGCCGCUUCUGCUGCGCGCCUGCCUGGCGGGGGCCCGGGGUCGGGUCAGCGCCGCAACCAGGUCGCGGGACUCGGCUGUGGCCGGCAGCCCCCUCCGCUCCCGCUCCCGGACCCGCUGUGCCCCUUCCUCGCCACGCCCCGGGUCUGGCAUGUUUUCCAGGGCCCAGGUGAGGCGGGUCCUGCAGCGGGUGCCCGGCAAGCAGCGGCUCGGCGUCUACAGGUUCCUGCCCUUCUUUUUUGUCCUGGGAGGAACGAUGGAGUGGAUCAUGAUUAAACUGCGCGUGGGCCAGGAAACCUUCUAUGAUGUCUACCGUAGAAAAGCCUCAGAACGACAGUAUCAGAGAAGGCUGGAAAAUGCAUCAGAGACUGAACUUCAGCCGUCAAUAAAGUGAAUAUGAAAUUUCA
Messenger RNA from Nyctereutes procyonoides (raccoon dog), 422 nucleotides. RefSeq names its product ubiquinol-cytochrome-c reductase complex assembly factor 5. The record is from RefSeq and is a predicted model, not a curated record. Bases 167 to 409 code for a protein of 80 amino acids. The transcript has 2 exons. NCBI's taxonomy places the organism in Eukaryota, Metazoa, Chordata, Mammalia, Carnivora, Canidae.